GGAGAGGCGGAGGAGGAAAAGGCAGAGAGAGAGAGCCCAGCCCUUGAAUACACGGCAACAACACGCCGUCAGAGAGAGGGAGAGACACACAGAGAGACUGGCCGUUUUUUGGGGGGAGAAAAAGGGAACCUUCGACGCUGCGGAUAUGAAUUGAAAAGAAACACUGGAAGAGGCAGGGAUCGUGUUCCAUAUCCCGAAUACUGUAAAGGUGGAAAACCAGCCCCCCCCAAACCCACCUCUCUCCCUAACAGUUCUUAUUCAGAUAGAGCUACACCCAAAGCCCCGACCGACCCCCUCCUGCUCCUGCUGCUCCACCCCUCCGCCGCUGCACCGCUCCCGCAACCGAGAUGCACACGGAGACCCGUAACAAGAAAUGCCAGUCGACUCCUAAGCAGAAGAAGAGUGCCACCGGCACCCAGAAGAAGCAGAGGAGCCCGGCCAAGCAGAGCGCCCUGACCCAACAACAGCCGCCGCCAUCGUCAUCACUCCCGCCAGCCGUGUCCCAGGAAGAGGAGGAGAAGGAGGAGGAGCCUGCGACGAGGCCUCGGCCGCCGCAGGAAGAAGACGAGGAAGAAGCAGGCGAGGAAGAGCGAAAGGAAGUGGCGACACAGUCUGUGAAGAAGAAGAAGGAAGAGGAGGAGCAGGAGGGAGAGGGCGAGCCAGACAUGCCCUCUGUACAGAUCAAACCAGAGCCAGAGGAGAUGGAGUGCACGCAGGCAGAUGUUGGUGAUGACUGCUCGCAGCCCACAGACCUGAAGGUGAAGAUGGAGCCACCAGUUUGCAAGACAGAGCCGUCGUCGCCCCAGCCAUGUCCCGCCGAAGACCAGACCGAACCCGUUGACCUGUCGCUCAACAAGCCCCGCUCGUCUUCGCUCCCCACUUCUACGACAAGCACCACAGUCAACCCUGCACCCAGCGGCGCCGUGACCCAGCCGAGCCUGUCGGCUACACCAGUACCCUCUGCGGUACAAUCGAUAGGCUCCAUGGUUCUCUCUCCAGGCUCCAUUUUGGCCACUCAGGGCGCCGGGGGACAGCAGAUUCUCCACGUCAUCCAUACAAUCCCCUCUGUCAGCAUGCCCAGCAAGGUGGGCCAGCUUCAAACCAUCCCUGUGGUGGUGCAGUCGCUGCCCGUCGUCUACACCACCAUGCCUACCGACGGCGUCGCCACAGCAGCCAUUACGGUGCCACUUAUAGGCAGCGAUGGCCGCUCAGAAGGAUCAGUUCGUAUCAAGCCAGGUUCAACGUCUCCGGUGGAGUUUCAGAGCGACAGCGACGCCGAGAGCGGGACAGAGUCUGGAUCGGCCUCCCUCAGCGCCCAGAGCCUCGACGCCGGGUCGGUUAUGGACUUAGAGCCCGUCGAUCCCGAUUCGCCGGACAUCAAGAGGAGGCGGAUCCACAUGUGUGACUAUGAAGGCUGUAAAAAAGUUUACACCAAGAGCUCCCACCUCAAAGCCCACCGGAGGAUACACACAGGAGAGAAGCCCUACCACUGUACCUGGGAGGGCUGCACCUGGCGCUUCGCCCGCUCCGACGAGCUCACUCGACACUUCCGCAAGCACACGGGGAUCAAACCUUUCCGCUGCACCGAGUGCGACCGCUCCUUCUCGCGGUCCGACCACCUCUCCCUGCACCGCCGCCGCCACGUCAUGAUGUGAACUCUCACCUCCUCUGAACGUCCCGUCAGCCUCCCCUACAAGCCAACCUCCCGCCCCUCUCGACAUCUCCGAGUCCCUCACAGCACAUCUUUUACCAGUGACCCCCCCCUCCAGCCCAGAUGAGCCUCUGCUACUUCCUGUUUCCUCUCUCACCUCCCCUGGGCCCUGCAUCAGGACUUUAAACCCCAUUUGCAGAUUUAAAAAAAAGGCACAGCGCCUCCCUCCUCCUCCUCCUCCUCCUCCUCCUCCUCCUCCUCUCCUUCAUGUUGAAAUCACAGGGAUAUCAGCAGCGUGUCUGUGAGGUUGUGUGUGUAUGCAGUGGCGGUCGGGGGAUUUUUACCGUGUGUGUUUCAACACAUCAUCAUCAUCAUCAUCAUUAUCAUCCAUCAUCCAUCAUCAUCACCGUCCACUCAGCCAUCCUCCCUCCCCCCCAAAACAAUCCCCUCCCUCUCUCCCACCCUCGUGCGGAGAAGGAUGGACUGAAGGGCAUCCAUCAGCAGGGACGUUCAUCCAUCCAUCCAUCCAUCACACUCAUCCAUCCAAAGGGGAGGAGGAAGAGGAGGAGUGACAUGUGAAGGGGAUGUCACUCCAGCUGCAGUCUUAUUGUCGACAGUCACUGUGUACAUAUCCAGAGUUGGGAAGUCAAAAGCCAAAAUGUCAUAUUUUAUGCUUGGAAAAAAAAUCACCACGAAAUGUUUUCACAAGAGGAACCUUUUCAGCCUGAGAACUUCACAACAGAAAGCGCCAGGGAAAACAUUUCUGAUGGUACCGAGAAAGUACCAAAUCUGAUCAAAACUUUUGGAUCAAUUAUUUACCAAACUGCAAUGGAUCCUGAAGGCAAAGAUUUCCCAGCUCUGAGUGAGCUUCGUCACAGCAGCUGAAGUGACGUCAGGCUUGUAUUUGCUGUUUGGGAAGCAUCUGUCUGAGGCUCAGAUUAAAAAGUAGUUCCCGCCUUGACUCACCCCCCCAUCCUGGUACAGGGAGCUACAAGACUGUGAAAUUUCUAAAGAUUCAUUUGUUUUCAUUUUAUCAGUCACAUUUUUGACAUUCGUGUGCCCUCACCCUGCCCCCCCUCCCGCGCACACACACACACACACACAAACACCCUUUCUGAUUCUUCUUCGAUAACAGUAUUUGCUUUUUACGCGUCAUCGUUGCUGUUGUUUUACGACAUAAGGCCUUCAGUUCUGUCGUUUAGUUUAGUUUCCCUUCUUUUGCCAGGUUUGGCGCUCUUUACAGGAUGGCAUGUGUUGUUGUUGUUGUUGUUGUUGUUGUUGUUUUUUUUUUAAAAAAAGAUUUCUGAUCCUUUUGUUGUGUUCUGAGGCUGUGAAAAAGACUGAGCAGACACAAAUAGUUUGAGAUUACAAGUAAAACUCUCGCGCAGGGAAUCGGGGAGCUUUUCUGAGUGUGUGUUUUUACCUGUGCUGUUUGUGCGUGUGUGUCUGUGGGUGAGCGUGCAUGUUUUGAGACAAACACAUAAUCAGAAUUUAAGAUUUUUACGAGUGUGUGUUCCGGGCACUUGUUCUUUUACCUCUUGCCCGUUGAGCCUUAAUAACUGAAGUCAGUCUGUAAGGGCGAAACCAGAACCGCCGACAGACGACGGCAGGCCAAAGGUCUGAUCUUUGCAUCGUUGGCUUGUUUCUCUGUGGAGAGGAUGUUCCUCUUUCUUUGUUUCAGUGUUUACAAACCAAGACGAUAAAGUUGCUAAAUUUUAAUUUGAAGAUUAAAUUUCCUCAUCUAACCAGGCAGGUGCGGGAAGAAACCUGCUGCACUGCAGAUGCAAGCAGAUUCAAAUCUUUCAGAAAAGUUCGCAUUUAUCUGAAUAUGGAAAAAAGUGGUCUUAGCUUUUGAGAAAACAAAGCUCGGACUGCUGAUCUGAAAACGGGGCGUCGACACAAAAACAAAGAAUCUAUCUUGUUUCAUACCAGGGUCAGAUUGACUCAUCACAGUCUCAUGUGGUCACCAUACCGGAGACAUUUCCCACACUGGUAUUGAACAUCCCCAACAGUGUCAAGAAGCCAACAUGGCUGCCACUGAAAGUCAGCGGUCAGGCCGUCUGUCGGUGGUUCUGGGAGAAACCAGGCACUGUGUCGGGCUGUCAGGGUCCGGAGUGCCUGCGGGUUAAACCACGGGGAAACCAAGCGCUCUCCUCACUAGCGUUUCUACAAGGGUGGGUGUGGGUGUGGGGGGUCGAUUCUCUUUCAACUGGUUUUCAUUGCGACAGAAUGAAAUGAACCCCCCAGACUCCAGAUGUAAUGAGCACACUUCUCACAGGCAGUUGGAACAGAAAGGACCCCCUUGGCCCUGCCCUCUAAACCACGUUGUCCAUGUCUUAAGUGGGCUGUUUUUCAGCUCCCGUUCUGGACUGAACUUGAUUAUGCAACAUGACGCAGACCUCGCUCCGCGCGCUGUUCUGAACGCACUCGUGGCGCACUAGUCGGUAGACGCACUGCUGACACGCAGCUCACCUUAAGGCUGUAACAAGAACCUGAAAGGGAGGUCAGGGCGCGGAGAAGCCCGCGCUGUCGAUCACCGGGCAAAGACCAAGAGUGGAGUUUUGAGUGUUUCUGAGUGUGGGUGAUUGACAGAACUCGCUUUUCACCGCCCUGACGGGCUCCCGUACAAACAGGCAAACGGCGUGGUUCUCGUUAGCCGUUCGGAGUUGCUGUUAUUGUUGUCAUUUCAAAAGCUAGUAGGCUAAAUGAGAGCAAAAUGUUCUGCACCUGACUUUCCAUGGUGUGAUGACGUGAUGGACGUGCAGGCUUCCUGUGAGCUGAGUGCAUGCCAUGAACAGGGCAGAUUGUUGUUGGGCCUGCACGCUGCAAAAAAAUAAAAUAAAAUAAAUCAAAAAAAUAUCCAUCUUAGCAAAGUCGCUGAAUCUGGUUAUGGAUUUUUUAAAUAUUUUUGUUUUGUUUUUAAAUCAGAUCAAUACUGUUGAAGGAAAGAUAUUAUAAGUCACAUCAAGAAAUGUGUGAAAAAUUUUUAAUAAUAGAAAAAUUAUAAAGAAUCUGAGCUAAAUUCAGUCACUUGUUUGGAGGGAUUUUUGGCCUUUUUUUUGCAGUGCAGAGCAAUACAAUGUGCCCCUUCCUCCUGACACCCCCACCUGCUUCAACUAAAAAACACAAAACAAAACAUAGUUACUAAGCACAUCUUUCUAGAAGAGUAUAUGCAUUUGAUUGCAAUUUUCUUUCUUUUGUAAACUGUUGAUAAAGACAUUAAGGACAAUGACAAAUAAUUAAGAUAAAUCCAUGUACAUAAAUGUAUAUAAUCAAAAAGUGCAGAGUAAAUGUAACGGGUGAAUUUCUAUUUUUAACACUGACUAGAUAAUGUGAAAAAAGAUCUUUUUUUCUUCUUCUUCCUCUGUUGGUUUGAUGAAAUGUGUUUCAUCACGUGUUCUUUUUUUCAGAUCUAUUAAUACAUUUGUUUCGUAGUUUCUUAACAAAGAAAAAAAUGGUCCCACUUGUGUUGUGCACACUUGUUGCAUGGAGAGUAGCCUUCUUGUUUUCUUAUAGUGAUGUUGGUGAGCAUGUCCGUGUGUGUGUGUGUGUGUGUGUGUGUGUGUGAGAGAGACAGUGGGUUUCCCUUAAACAUUGAUAACCUCUGAGAUAAACCCACAUUGAAAAUGAUUCAUUAGGGAUCCAUUUGUUGUAACAGAGCUUGAUAUUCCUGCACUGGACCUCAUUUAAAGUACGACUAAAAACAAACAAACAAACAAAAAAACCAGAGCAGAUUCAAAACAUUUUACAGUCAAGCUCCAGGUGUGUUCAGACACUUUCACUUUCAACUUGGCGAAGCAGCCCUUCACAAUGUUUCUGUUUAGUUAGAUGGAUCCCAGGCCCCUUUACGUCUAGAAACCAUCACUCCAUGUCACACACGUUGUUCUCUAUCUGAAAGUAAUGCUGACCCAUCGCUUUACAAGCACACCGAUUGGCUGUGGUGAGCGUUACAACCAUCACAUUGGUGUUGUGGAGACAAACACACACUGAGGACAGUCAUCCUGACCUCUCAGAGCCAGCUGAUGAUGACCCAGACUUAUCGCUGGUGUUGGACUUGUUGCCGGGAGACCGAUGCAUGAGUUUGUUUUGUUUUUUUUCUUCCUGCUUCCUGUUGGUUUUUUGCUGGUUUGUGCAAGCUUGUUUUUAGUAUUCUUCUAAAUCUUCUGUUUGUGUACAAAGCAGGAAAAGUUUAUCUGUGAAGGGGCAGUGAAACAUUGAAAGAAUUUUAUCCCCACUGAGACCUUGACAGGAUGGACUUCGUGUCUGAGGGCGACGUCCGUCUGUGUGCCUCGACGCGCCACCAAUCACUUCCUCUGCAGAUCACAAAUUUUAGGUAUUUUCUAUUGAAUGCAGUAACUUAUGGGCCAGUACUAUAUUUACUCAGUGCAAUGCAGUUAUCAUUAUAAUAAUACAAUUAUUAAUAAUAUUUUUUUCUUUUUUUUGUAUUGUACAGAACAAAUGUAUAAAGAUCAGUGAGGAAAACGUGAGCUUUUUGAUACUGUGACUCAUGGUGUUUAAAAGUCAGUUUCUCCCUGUACAGUUGUGAUUAUUUCCCCCCUUCCCCCCUUCUUCUUUUAUAGAAUAAAAAAUGUUUUUGGUGCAAUUUAA
This is a messenger RNA of Scatophagus argus, 6259 nucleotides long. It is a transcript of the gene klf8, whose product is annotated as Kruppel-like factor 8. NCBI's taxonomy places the organism in Eukaryota, Metazoa, Chordata, Actinopteri, Scatophagidae. Gene Ontology annotation, molecular function: DNA-binding transcription factor activity, RNA polymerase II-specific; RNA polymerase II cis-regulatory region sequence-specific DNA binding. Bases 348 to 1655 code for a protein of 435 amino acids. Gene Ontology annotation, biological process: regulation of transcription by RNA polymerase II. The record is from RefSeq and is a predicted model, not a curated record. The transcript is spliced from 7 exons.